AGACCUGGCAACCCGGCGAGCUGUUCUGUUCUUCCGGUUUCAGAGUUGAUCCGACUAAAUCAAGCGGAAGUGCACGAGCGUGUAUGUGAGGUGUAAAUGCCACCGGGAGCGCGAGACAAACAGCGGAGUGGUUUUAUACAGGUAACGGGAGCAGACGAGAACAUCCACCUGAUUCAGAAGUAAGGCACCAGUGUGUCAUAACACGUUGGAAGAACUUGGUGACUUGGUUGUGAGCAUCACCACUGGGUCAGGAAUGUCUGAGGCUAGUCUCGAGUCACAGAAGAGCCUUUCAGUCACUCAGGAAGAGGUUCAGAGUGACAUGGACAAGUCUGUGAGCCAGUCAGAGAGCUUGACUGAUGACACGCAUGUGACUCAGAGCCAAAUUAAUGCCAGUAAAGGUGCUAAAAACCUCAGCCAUCAGCGUAAUGGUGAGGAUGAUGAAGGCCACCAGGAUACAGUAAUGCAGAACUGCAGCAAUAGUGAUAGUGUUUAUACAGUCACUAAGGAGAAGUCUAAUCCUGAAGCAUCACAGAAUAUAAAGCUGGUCAUGUCAGAUGAGGCCUGCAGAAGUCCAGCUGCUGAGCUGUCAGUCAGCAGUAACGGAGACUCGGGUGGAGACGUUUACCAGCAUGAUGUGUCACAUGGACCAAUCACAUCACACAUCCACAGUGCAUCAGACCAUGGCAUGAGUGAGGGUGUGAUUGCAGUGGGACCAAACACAGGACAGAAGAGUCAGCCUUCAUCCUCCUCAUCUCCACCUCCUAGCGUGGCUCCCAGUCAUGUGGCGGCUAGUCGUCUGUCUCACUCUGGCAGCGAUAGUCAGGUGGAGAGAGAGACAGGUUCGGGAAAAGAACAGUCUAACAGCGGUGCCGUGGUUCUCGCAGAUGACAUGAAAAACCCGGCGAUGGAAAAACUCGAGUUGGUCAGAAAGUGGAGCAUUAACACAUACAAAUGCACUAAGCAGAUCCUGUCGGAGAAGCUGGGUCGUGGAUCACGCACCGUGGAUUUGGAACUGGAGGCUCGAAUCGAUGUGCUGCAUGAAAACAAGCGUAAAUAUGUGCAGGUUGUGAAUCUGGCACAGACGCUGGCCAGUCAGCUCGCUCAGAUGAUGCAGACGCAACGUCAACUGGGUGAUGCCUUUGCUGACCUUAGUCUCAAAACUCCUGAGCUGCAUGAGGAGUUUGGCUAUAAUGCUGACACUCAGAAGCUCCUGUCUAAGAACGGUGAGACCCUUUUAGGAGCCAUCAACUUCUUUAUUGCCAGCAUCAACACUCUGGUGAACAAAACCAUAGAGGACACUAUGAUCAACAUCAAACAGUACGAAGCAGCUAGAAUUGAAUAUGAUGCGUAUCGUACAGAUCUGGAGGAACUGAAUCUCGGUCCACGAGACUCCACCACACUGCCCAAGAUCGAGCAAUCUCAGAUCCAAUUCCAGAUGCAUCGUGAAAAGUAUGAGAAGAUGCGCAAUGACGUCUCCAUUAAACUUAGAUUCCUAGAGGAGAAUAAGGUGAAGGUUCUCCACAACCAGCUGACCCUUUUCCACAAUGCCAUCGCUGCAUAUUUUGCUGGAAACCAACAGCACCUGGAGCAGACGCUUAGACAGUUUCAUGUCAAACUGAAAAUGCCUGGUGCAGACACACCCUCCUGGUUAGAGGAACACUGAGUUCUUAUCUAAACCCCCUUCAAAGAUCCUGCAAGUGGUUUGAUCCAGAGAAGAAGCAAGAAGUUCAUGCACUCCUCAAAUACUAAAAAUCUGAAAAACACCCAGUCUUCUUGCCAUUUUCCUGUUUUUCUACUCAAGUACACUAAAGCUGUUAACUAAUUAAAAUUUUGGAGGGGAAAAGAAACUUAAGAACAUAUAAUUUCACUUUGGGUUUUUAAGCAAGUGUUUAUCUGGGAGAAGUUUAUUGUUUGUGUGUGGGAGAAAAUCAGUCAUGCACUUUAAUAACGUCCUGAAAUGGUUGCGACAAAUCAGAUCUUUUUAUAAAAACACAAUAUUUUAUUGAAUGUAAACCAAAGGGUCUAAACAAUAAAAAAUAAAAGUCCAGGUCUGCCCAGAACCUUUCUCCUACUCUGGUUUCUCUGCAUUUCUUCUGAACCCAAUUGAUUUUUCUUCAUACUUUCAACUGGAGAAAUCCCAAUUUCCACAGUUGCCAGGUUUGAGAACCGUGAGUUUGGAACAGUGUUUUUUUUUUUUUUUUCCCUUACAUUUUGGAAAAGUAAGAAAAUAAUGAUGCCCUGUUUUUAUUAAUUAGAGAGGAGGGCAAAUCUUUAAAACCCUUUAUAUUUAAAGUGAAUGUUUUCAGAAGCUUUCAAAUUGACAAUAAUGUGCCUUUUCUCUCUGUCAGUUAGAAAUACAGUACAUGCUGUGGACCAAAACACACCAAUACUUGUGUACCUUAAUGAUGUGUAACCACAAGGUCCUGCAGCUUCUUUUUCACUCUUUACUAUAUAUCCACUUUUUAAUUUUAUAAAUUCUCAUGUACUUUAUCUGCAUUCCUGAUUAUAAAAAGUUUCAGAACUCUUUUGUAUUUUAUAGAAACCAAAAACAGAUGUUUGUGUGUCUGGGAUGUUUGUGACUGCUCUUUUGUUUCGCACUUUUGCUUGCUGAUACUUUUAAUAAUGAAUCUAUAUUUCUUCAACAUGUUUGCGAAUCUCAAAGCUCAGAAAGUGAAAAAGAAAUCUUCAUUAAAAAUACUUUGUAGUCCAA
Messenger RNA from Tachysurus vachellii, 2710 nucleotides. It is a transcript of the gene arfip1, whose product is annotated as ADP-ribosylation factor interacting protein 1 (arfaptin 1). The record is from RefSeq and is a predicted model, not a curated record. Gene Ontology annotation, cellular component: trans-Golgi network membrane. Gene Ontology annotation, molecular function: protein domain specific binding; phospholipid binding. Gene Ontology annotation, biological process: regulation of Arp2/3 complex-mediated actin nucleation; intracellular protein transport. Lineage: Eukaryota; Metazoa; Chordata; Actinopteri; Siluriformes; Bagridae. The transcript is spliced from 11 exons. Bases 254 to 1663 code for a protein of 469 amino acids.